CAUCGAAAUGUUGUUCAGGUUGUCCCUGCUGAUCGCGAUUGCAGCCCUAGGGGCAUCUGCCCAAGGGGUGGGCACCCCCAGAACUAGCGAGCAGUUGGUCAAUACGGUGUUGGAGCGGUGCGGAGAUAUGGGCUGCGUCAAGGAGAGGGUCCUGGAGUACCUCGAUAGCCUGCUCAACAUCCAGACAGAUGCCAGGAGUGCUAAGAAUAUAGAUGCUGCAAUCUUCAAAAGAGUCGCAAGGGUAAUCCAGACACAUGAGUUCAGGGUGCAGGUACCUGAAGUAUUGAUGGAGAAAACCGAGAUCGUGUACAACCCCAAGACUGGUCUGGAUAUCGACAGCAAAGCUACCGAAGAUGAGUCUAGAGCUCUCGGUCUCAAGAAAAAGCUUCUGUUCCCGUUAUUGCUGCUAUUCAAGCUCAAGAUGAAGCUGCUGAUGCCAAUUUUCCUUGCCCUGAUCGGACUCAAAGCUACAAAGGCUCUGAUUCUCAGCAAAUUGGCCAUUCUGAUUGUCCUUGGAUUUAUUGCAUACCAGUAUCUUGGUAAAUCAGGUAUGAUGCCCAUGAUGCCAAUGUCGAUGACUCCAAUGGAGCCCGCUCCCAUGUACGGCGCCCCUGCACCCCCACCAUCGACCCCCAGUUCCUACGAGCCAGGCUGGGAGCCCAACCAAGGUGGACCUUACCAAAGGGUGUGGACUGGGGCCCAGGAAGCGCAAAACAUGGCUUACUCAGCUUACUACCAGAACGAUGCGACUUCGUCCACAAGCAGGCCUUAAAGACAUUGUGAUUCAAUCCCAAGGUUAUUUAUUGAAGUCUUAUUUAAUAAAUUAUUUUUUGUAAAUAUUA
Messenger RNA from Acanthoscelides obtectus, 842 nucleotides. The record is from the annotation of a GenBank genome assembly. NCBI's taxonomy places the organism in Eukaryota, Metazoa, Arthropoda, Insecta, Coleoptera, Chrysomelidae.